This is a messenger RNA of Astrephomene gubernaculifera, 3095 nucleotides long. NCBI's taxonomy places the organism in Eukaryota, Viridiplantae, Chlorophyta, Chlorophyceae, Chlamydomonadales, Astrephomenaceae. The record is from the annotation of a GenBank genome assembly.
CCCAUAUUGUCCAGCAAUCCUCAUGAUAUGGUAGUUCAUAAUGCAAUGCACAAUAAUCGCUCUUCGGCAAAGAAUACGUAGUCUCUGUACACUGCAACAUGACAGCCUGUUACGGUGCUCAUAUCAGCUAAGGCACCAAACAAGUUAUGCACGAGUUGCUGGAUUGGAGCAUGCGCUGGAUUUAGUGGCGACGGCCUCUGCGCCAAGCCAAGAUGACCACGAUAAGCGCGUCCGGCUCAUCAAGGACAUCCACGAGUCGCUCCAGCGCCUUGACCGUGCCGAGAACCUGCGAAUAGUGCCUUUCGGGUCCUUUGUGUCGUCCUUUUACGACUCGAAAAGCGAUCUCGACUUGGCCGUCUGUGGCUCAGUACCACCACCGACGAGAAGGGACGAGGAGAAGUUAAGGGAUGACCGGCGCAGCGAAAGCCAACGCGAUGUGGGCAUUCCCCUGCACAAGCUGCACAGAGCGGAGCGCAGCAAGCUGCUGCGCGGCGUGGCCAACCAGCUCCUAGCUGAUGGCAUCGCAGCCCCAGACAGCACGAUCUUCCUGCUGCAUGCGCGCGUGCCGCUGAUCAAGUUCACGGACCAGCGCAGCGGCAUCGCGGUGGACUUGUGCCUGGGAAGCGAUGACGUGGCCUUCAAGGCUUGGAGUGUGGCGCAGGUUGCCAGCAUCAACCCCGCGUUUGGCAAGCUGUUCCGAGUGGUCAAGGUGUGGGCCAAGGCUCACGCCAUCAACGACGGUGCCGCGCACAUGUUCAACAGCUGGUGUCUCACGCUGGUGGUGAUGUUCUUCCUGCAGCGGCACCCGCAGCACCGGCCGCUGCUGCCGCCGCUACACGCGCUGCUGCACGACGAGGUGCCGGAGGUGGAGACGCCGCGCAUGAUGCAGAAGGGGGUGGCCAUGUCGGCAAUGCGCUGCAGGAAGGUGAUGGCCUGCAUGACUCGGCGGGUGGUGGCGGCGCGGGAGGUGUACGGCGAGCGGCCCUGCCAGCCGCUGGACGAGCUGUUCGCGGACUUUGUGGAGGACGGCGGGCGGAUGCUGCGGGGGCUGCUGGCGGGGGAGGAGCCGUUCAAGAGGGGCGUCCGCAUCAGCGCCUUCUACGGCGAUUUCCGCGACCAGCGGCCGUACGACAAGGCGUACUACAUCUUCGUGGAUGAUCCGUACGACAGUUCGGACAACACGGCACGGACGCUGCGGAGACCGGGUCGAACCAUGGAGUACAUCCUCUCGGUGUUCGAGCGAACAGCCAGACGCCUGGGACGCGACGUGCGGCCCUCCACCCAAGCCUCCUCAUCCGAAGAAGCGGUCAACACUGCCUCCAGCGGGGGCAAUGAGCGGACGUCGCCGGCGGAUGCGGACCUUGCUAUGACCUCCUCGGGAGCUAGCACCAGCGCUUCGGAGCUGCCCGGGCUCCCGUCUGCAUCCCCCACAUCCGCACCCCCGUCACCACCCUCAUCUUUUUCAUCCUCCGCCUCGCCUCCCUCCCUGGCCGCCACCCUGGCCUUCCUGUUCGGUCCCGAGCUGCUGUCCCGCCUGCCGCACCUGAGCCCGCAGCUGCUGGGGCCACAGCUGGAUGAGUGGGCGCGGGCGGGCAUCCGAGCGGGCAGGCCGGCGGGGGAGGUACACGAGGUCAUGCUGCGGCUACUGGGGGCGGAAGGAGACUUUGAGUCCUUCGAUUCCUUCAAGCGACGCCAUAAGAUUAAGGUGUUUAACGAAGACAAGUAUGCAACACCGGAGGAAAAGGAGGCGGCAGCGGCCCUGGAGGAGGAGCGGCAGGCGGCGAAGAGGGAAAAAAUGGAAGCCAGGAGAGAAAGGUUGGCAGCCAGGAGAGAGAAGUUUUUACGCGAGCGGGAGGAGAGGGCGGCCAAAAGAAAUCAGCUCCAGCACGAGCAGGCGAAUGCGGACAAAGCGGUGCUGAGUGAAGCGGAGCUGGCGGAGGAGGAGGCGCAGCGGCAGAGCCAAGCGGUGGUUGCGAGCAUCUUGGCGGCGGCAGCGGAGGCGAGGCAGCAGGUUGUUGCCGACGUCUCGGAGCCCCUGCUGGCGCCUCCGCCGCCGCCGCCGGAGCAGCAGCGGCAUGCCGUGGAGUGCACCCACCUGUCGCACCCAAGUCCGGAGCUGCAGGGGCCGCAGUUGGACGAGCGGGUGGUGGAGGUGCACGAGACCAUCAUGCCCCAACAGCUGGAAGCGGCGGAAGACGUCGUGUCCUCCGGCUUCAAGUCCUCAACUCCUCCAGGCGGCGCCUCCUCCAAGGUUGACUCCUCCAAGCCGCGCCAAGGCGUUAAGGCGUUGACCGAUACCAAGCAGCCAUCGCCAAAGGAAAAGGAGGCGGCAGCGGCACUGGAAGAAGAGCGGCGGGAGAGGACGCGGGCGAAGUUGGCAGCCAAGAAGAGGCUCAAGCGCCUGCAGUCAACGGGGAACAAACCGGUGGCGAGUGGAACCGAGCAGGCGGCGCAUAGGGUGGCUGCAUCGGAGGCCGGCAAGAAGGUUGUUCCCGAGGCAAUGAAGCCCCGGGUUGCACCGUCGCCGUCGCGGCGGCAGCAACAGCGGCAGGCUGUGGAAGACACGUCGGCUGGAACCAAGCGUAAGACUUCGGCUGUUGCGUAGUGAGCAGCUUGACAGGCCUGUCCCGAGCUGCUUCCUCGCAGCAGGGCCGUGGUGCGAUGGUUACGCAGCAGAGGGAGUGGGUGAGGCCUGCAUGCGAUACGCGUGUGAUGGAGGGCCAUUGAUUGGGCGGGCUGGUCUUUGUAGUGGUUUAAUGUGAAGCGGCGGUGAUUGCUACAGCGCCGGAAAGACAGUUCGUAGUGAGUUGGUUGGCCUGAACGCUGUUGAGUGACGGCCUGGAUGACAUAACACUGACGUGCUACGCAACAUUUCCUUACACCGACAUGCAUACCAUUGACUUACAAUGGACUUAUGACGGCUGCGGCAUUGCAUCUUCAGAUUGAGGCUGGCCAGGACGUGAUAUGUGUGCUCAUCAUGACACCCCACGUGGGAGGAGGAAAGCGCAGGUGCAGGGGGUGCCAUGAAGAAUAACAGUCAUACCCCAUAAGGUACCCGCAUGAAUUGCGGGUCGCAUGCGGUAAUAGCUUGCGGG